Felis catus (domestic cat) is the source of this 3699-nucleotide messenger RNA. It is a transcript of the gene SCNN1D, whose product is annotated as sodium channel epithelial 1 subunit delta. The transcript is spliced from 15 exons. NCBI's taxonomy places the organism in Eukaryota, Metazoa, Chordata, Mammalia, Carnivora, Felidae. Gene Ontology annotation, biological process: sodium ion transmembrane transport. Bases 968 to 3118 code for a protein of 716 amino acids. Gene Ontology annotation, cellular component: membrane. Gene Ontology annotation, molecular function: ligand-gated sodium channel activity. The record is from RefSeq and is a predicted model, not a curated record.
GGGAGAGAGCGUCGGCGCGUGCGCACUAGCGGGCAGCUCCUUGGGGCGGGGGCCGCGGGAAGGUGGGCGCAUGCGCUUCGGCGGGCAGCUCCGGGCGGUCGGCUCUCUGGUGUCUCCGCUGAUCUGGUCAGGCCGCCAGGGCCCUCCUGGGCAUCUUUCCGCUACAGCGUUGUCGGCGGGCGGCCCCAGGGGUUGUCAGCGGCCGCAGGGGUCCCGGAUCCCCUCACUCUGCACACUACCUCCCCAUGAACCCUGGCCGAGAGCGGGGCGCGCCAAUCCCAGGAAGACAGACAAGCUCCGUCAAAGGGUGUCUCCGGAGGUGCCGGCGUGAACUCCUCCUUGAGUUCACUGGGACCCCGACCCUCCCACCAUGCUACCCUCCACGGGAUGGGAGCAAUCCGGCCUGGGGAGCGCAGUCCUUGUGCCCACUUAACAGGAGAGAGCUGGAGGCGCUAGAAUCCUCCGGCCCCAUCAGUAACUGAACCUGCCCAGGGCCCCUGAGAGUCACGUCCUGAAUCUCCUUGUCUGGCCACCAGUGAGGCAUGGGGAUGGGGAGCAUUGCCAGAACCUGGGCCAGGUGGGGUCUGCCAUGGGCAAGCCUGGCCAGCCCCUGCCUAUGGGGAGAGCUGGCCUCAUAAAAAUAGUUUCACUGUUUCCCCAACUGAAUUUUCCACCCAGCCCAUGAAUGGGGUCAUUAUGCAACAGUGGACACUGCACUGAGGCUUGCUUUCUGCUCCCACAGUCCCCUCCCUGGCCCUGGGGUGGGGGGGGGGGGAGGCAGAGCCUGGCCACUGUGAGUAUGCCUGAAGCAGUUAGGUGCAGCUGCUGCUCCCAGGGCCAGCAUCAAAAGGGUCCUGAUUGCAGAGGCCUGGGGCUGGCCCUCUCUGCUCCUCAAGAGUGCCGUGGGGGAAGGCUUGGAGGGACGUGAGGAUGGCACACAGGAGAUGCCAGCAGAGGGCAGGCAGCCAUGCUUACCCUUGACCCUGGCCCACCCGGGGCAUCUCAGGCAGGAUCUGGCCCCAGGCCCUGGGCAGAACCCAGAAGGAGUGCCCAUCGUCCCCCAGUCUGCUGCCAGCGUCAUCAGGCCACCCACCACGGGAGAAUGGAGGCACCUGCACAGGAAGGCUCCAGCUUCAAGGCAGGAGCUAUGGCCCAGGCAUCCGGUGGCUCCCCAGAGUCCCAUGAUGCCCAGCUGCCACCGCCACCUCAGCCCGAGGACCAGGAGGGGCAAGGGGAGGGGCUCGUGGAGCUGCACGCCUCCUUCCGGGAGCUGUUCACCUUCUUCUGCACCAACGCCACCAUCCAUGGCGCCACCCGCCUCGUCUGCUCCAGCCAGAACCGCCUCAAGACGGCAUCCUGGGGGCUGCUGUUCCUGGGUGCCCUGGGUGCACUCUACUGGCAGUUUGGGCUCCUCUUUGAGCAGUACUGGAGCUACCCGGUCAUCAUGACCGUGUCCGUGCACUCGGAGCGAAAGCUCUUCCCGUCGGUCACUCUGUGUGACAUGAACCCACACAGGCCGAGCUCAGUCCGCCACCAUCUGCAGGCACUCGAUCGGUUCGCCCGGGAGAACAUCCGCUCUCUCUACAAAUUCAACUUCAGCGAGGACGGGGAUGUCCCCCUUGCCGACGACCAGGGCCCACGGCCUGCCUUCUACCUGGACCGCAGCGUCCGUCUGCAGAGGCUGAGCCACCCAGGUGGCCAGAGCAGAGUGGGUUUCAGACUGUGUAACAGCACAGGCGGAGACUGCUUCUACCGGGCCUUCUCGUCAGGUGUGACAGCCGCCCGAGAAUGGUACCGCUUCCACUAUGUGAGCAUCUUGGCCCUGCUGCCCGCUGCCCACGAGGACAGCCACCAGAGCCACGGUGGCCACUUUGUCUUCUCUUGCCAAUUCGACGGCCGGGACUGCCAGGCCAGAGAUGACGCAGGUCAGAGUCCCUCAGGCCACAUGCAGUGGGGUCAUGGGUCAGAGGAGGGUGCUGGUCUGAGUGUGGCUCCCGGCUCCAGGCACUUCCAGACGUUCCACCACCCCACCUAUGGCAGCUGCUAUACCUUCAAUGGUGUCUGGGCUGCGCAGCGCCCGGGCAUCACCCAUGGAAUCAGCCUGGUCCUCAGGACUGAGCAGCAGGACCACCUCCCGCUGCUGUCCACGGAGGCUGGCAUCAAAGUCAUGAUUCAUGAACGUGACCACACACCUUUCCUGGAGCACCAGGGUUUCAGCAUCCGGCCAGGGACCGAGACCACCAUCGGCAUCCGAGAGGACGAGGUGCGCCGGCUGGGGAGCCCCUAUAGUCACUGCACCGACGGUGUGGAGGGUGUGGGUGGGCAGCUGCUGUACAAUGCCUCCUAUACCCUGCAGGCCUGCCUGGUAUCCUGUUUCCAGCAGCUCAUGGUGGAGACCUGCUCCUGCGGCUACUACUUCUACCCUCUGCCGGCAGGGGCCCAGUACUGCAGCUACUCCCGGCACCCAGCCUGGGGCCACUGCUUCUACCGCCUCUACAGGGACCUGGGGACACACCGACUUCCUUGUGCCUCCCGCUGCCCCAGGUCCUGCAGGGAGUCUUCCUACAAGCUCUCUGCCGGGACCUCGAGGUGGCCUUCCUCCAAGUCAGCUCACCCUGAGGGCUGGGAGGAGCAGUGGCCACAACAAGGCUUCUGUGUGCAGGACUGGAUCCUGGCUGCGCUGGGCAAGCCAGGCCGCAGGAGCUCAAGCCAGAGCAAGAGCCCAAGCCCAAGCCUCAGGAGCAACAUGGCCAAGGUGAACAUCUUCUACCAGGAGCUCAACUACCGAACAGUGGAGGAGACACCCGUUUACUCGGUGCCCGAGCUGCUCUCAGCCAUGGGCAGCCUCUGGAGCCUGUGGUUCGGCUCCUCUGUCCUCUCUGUCCUGGAGCUGUUGGAGCUGCUGCUCGAUGCCGUAGCCCUCACACUGCUACUGGGCUGCCGCCGGCUCCGCAGAACUCAGGGGUCCCAGACAGGGGCAGCCACAGUGGCGUCCCACGCCAAGCCGGAGGCCAGCCAGUUGCCCACUGACUGCAGGAACGACGUUAAUCAUCUGGGGGGCCCUGCUGGCCUCUUCUCCCAUGCCGCUUCUGGGAGCUGUGGCAGGAAUCUUUGCUGAAGAGUUAGGCCAAGUGAGAGCCCCAGCCUCCUGUCACCUGAACCAGCCUGAGCUUGUUCUGAGCCCGAGGAAUAUGGGAGCGGUGGGCUCUCCUGGCUGCCCAGAGUGAACCAGACCAGCCCCACAGAGCCACCACCAGGCAGCCAAGCCAAGCCCAGGGCCCAGGAAGCAGCAGCACGGAGCCCGCAGGCAGGCAGGCAGGCACCAGGGUGCCCAGCCCAUUGGUGGCCUCUCAUCAGCCCAGUGGUGGCCUCACUCAAGGAGGCCCAGGGCAGGGGGGAGGGGAGUGUCCCCACCACUCUGGAUUCCUGCGUCUAGUCUGUACGUACCCGUGAGUGUGUGCAUGCACGGGGGUGGGGGGGACCUCCACAUGGGAGUGUGCCUGUGUUUGGUGUCACUGUCACGCAAAAACGUACGUGUGCUUCUGAGUGUGCCAACGUAUCUGUCUACACCUAUGUGUAGGUGUGUGCGGGCAUCAGGCAGAGCCUUCCUUAACUCAGGACAGGUGGAAGGAAGGGUAGGGCCAGGCCAAGGUAACCUUGGUGACCUUGGGCUGCUUUGUAAUAAAACUUGUGAUCUCA